CGGCUCAGAGUGCCGAUAUACAGAUAAAUCCCUAUCCUGAAUUUUUCCCUAUAAAACCCACCAUCCUCUGCCCGUUGUCUCUUGCCUUUCCAACUCCUUUCUUUAUUACAGAUUCCCUCCUAACCACCCAACUGAAAUAACAAUCAUGAGCUCCUCUGCUUCUUUUUCUACUACUUUCCUUUCGCCAUCUGACCAAGAAAAUCUUAUCCAGAAACUCGAUGUUUUCAAGAUCCAAGGCCGAGAUAAGCGUGGCCAAAAGGUUCUUCUCAUCAUCGGCAAGCUCUUCCCUGCUCGACUGGUGAGCAGUGAGGUAUUGAACAAAUACUUGGGGGAGAAAAUCUUCCCAAAAUUGGAGGAAGGGCCUUUCUCAAUUGUAUAUGUGCAUACUGAUGUUCAAAGGAGCGAAAAUUUCCCUGGAAUUUCAGCUUUACGAUCAAUUUAUGAAGCAAUUCCAAUCAACGUCAAGAAUCUUCUCCAGGUUGUUUAUUUUGUGCACCCUGGUUUACAAGCCAGACUCUUUCUUGCAACCUUUGGUCGUCUUCUUUUCAGUGGAGGCUUAUAUUGGAAGCUGAAAUACAUGAAUAGAUUGGAGUUUCUGUGGGACCACGUGAGGAGGAACGAGAUUGAGAUACCAGAGUUUGCUUAUGAUCAUGAUGAAGAGAUGGAGAACCGUCCGAUGAUGGAUUAUGGGUUGGAGAGCGAUCACCCAAGAGUUAUCCAUACGGACAAUCCAGUUUCCAUGUACUCAAUGCGAUGCUUAGCAUAGGAUAGGAUCUUCCUCUCUUUUCCAAACUUUGCGUGUACAUAAUGCAUAUGGCGGAGAAUGAAAAAAGGUCCGUCGUCGUUUUCAGGUUACGAACGUUAGAGAAUUUUGUUCAUAUUAUAGAAAGUUGGCAAGAGUGUUGUGGAAAGUGGAAACAAUCCAAGGAAAAUAACAAUACCAUUUCAGACGAAUUUGAGAGAUCA
Messenger RNA from Hevea brasiliensis (rubber tree), 966 nucleotides. RefSeq lists its product as uncharacterized. Bases 146 to 766 code for a protein of 206 amino acids. Lineage: Eukaryota; Viridiplantae; Streptophyta; Magnoliopsida; Malpighiales; Euphorbiaceae. The transcript has 3 exons. The record is from RefSeq and is a predicted model, not a curated record.